UUGAUGCCAUGAAUGGCCUUGACGUAACUUCUAGGCCCGUUCCAUCUUUCCUCUCCCCACAAUCCCCACAUCUCCACCUCCGCCACCGAAGACUUCAGCUUUCCCAGCGACAACACUGCAUUAUUUGUCCCUCGGACAUCUGGUGGCAAGAUGCCGAAUAUCGUCAUUAUUGGGACGUGUGACACCAAGUUACAAGAGCUGCUUUAUCUGCGUUCUCAGAUUCUCGGCCAUGCUGGAGUCGAGUCGAAAGUUACCCUGGUCGAUGCCGGUCGCUCACCAACCAAGCACGAGUCGAUCACCGUUUCUCAGGACACUCUCACGUCCGAGUAUGCUCCGAAGGACAGUCGACAGGAUGUUGCGAGUGCACAGCGAGGCGAUGUCAUCAACUACAUGAUCAAAUGCGCAUCCAAUUGGCUUAAGCAGACGUACGAGGCAGGGCUGGGCAACCCUGACGUAGCCAUCCACGGCAUCAUCAGCGCAGGUGGCACGGGCAACACCUCUCUGGCCUCUGGAGUUAUGCGAGCCGUCCUUCCAAUCGGCUUUCCCAAACUAGUCGUCAGCACCAAUGCAUCCGCAGACGUCAGCCCCGUGGUGGGCGAGACGGAUAUCUGCAUGAUGCCCUCCAUCGUUGAUAUUGCCGGCAGCAAUCAACUUUUGCACCGUAUCCUCUCCAACGCUGCGGGUGCAAUAGUUGGCAUGAGUCAAGCAUACGAACACAGCCUGACCUCUCGACCCACUGGCAGUCAGGCCCAGCAGAAAAGGCGAGUAGGUCUGUCAAUGUUUGGAGUGACCACGCCCGCGGUCGAUAAGAUUCGCCAGUACCUCGAGGACAACUACCCUAUCGAAUGUUACAUCUUCCACAUGACCGGCACAGGAGGCAGAGCACUGGAACGUCUCGUUGCAGAGGGAGGUCUCGACGCCGUCUGCGACGUUACCACCACCGAGCUGUGCGACUAUCAAUGCGGCGGAGUCAUGAGCGCCGGCCCAGACCGUCUUCAAGCCGCACUGCAAGCCGGGAUCCCCUACAUUAUUUCUUGCGGAGCUUUGGACAUGUGCAACUUCGGCCCAAAAUCCACCGUGCCGGACAAAUAUCAGUCGCGCAAGCUCUACGAGCACAAUCCAACAGUCACAUUAAUGCGUACGAAUUCAGAAGAGAGCAAAGCAAUUGCCGAGUUCAUGGUGGAGAAGCUCAAGCGAUACACAAGAGACAAGAGCAAAGUGCAGGUCAUUUUACCCCUUGGCGGCGUGUCCGUCAUUGCGACUCCUGACGCCCCAUUCUACGAUGCCGAUGCCGAUGCCGCGCUCUUUUCGACAUUGAGCGAUGGGUUGGAAGGGUCGGGUUUUGAAGUUGUGAGGGAUGACCGCGCCAUCAACGAUGAGGGAUUUGCGAUCGAUGCUGCGAAGCGGCUGGCCAGUCUGAUGGGAAUAUGAGACUGCUGUAUCGCAUCGGUUGGUUGAACCACAGAUCGAUGAUUGGAGAUAUUGCAAACGAUGUAAGACGUAGCAUCAUGAAGU
Neohortaea acidophila is the source of this 1515-nucleotide messenger RNA. RefSeq lists its product as uncharacterized. The record is from RefSeq and is a predicted model, not a curated record. The coding region runs from base 151 to 1431 and encodes 426 amino acids. The transcript has a single exon. Lineage: Eukaryota; Fungi; Ascomycota; Dothideomycetes; Mycosphaerellales; Teratosphaeriaceae.